This is a messenger RNA of Calliphora vicina (urban bluebottle blowfly), 5457 nucleotides long. RefSeq lists its product as uncharacterized. Gene Ontology annotation, molecular function: nucleic acid binding. The record is from RefSeq and is a predicted model, not a curated record. Bases 1 to 5457 code for a protein of 1818 amino acids. Gene Ontology annotation, biological process: DNA integration. The transcript has a single exon. Lineage: Eukaryota; Metazoa; Arthropoda; Insecta; Diptera; Calliphoridae.
AUGAGCCAGCCUAGUAGUGGUUCCUCGCCUGCCGGAACAAAAAUUGUUUCUCAACAAGUGGCUCCAUCGGUCGCCGGAGUUUCUUCUUUGCCUGUCAGUUCCCAUGUCGCCGGAACAUCUUUGACUCCCUCCGCCGCUGGAGUGCCUCCACAAAACGUAAGUACUAUUGACGUCACAACAAAUCAACCAAUUGUAAUUGCUCCUUCUGUCGCCGGAGUGCCUACAAGUUCCACCGCCGCCGGAACAACUUAUGCCAUAGCUACCACAGUUGCCAAUGUUCAACAUAACCAACAAAAUUUUGCUGAAAAUAAUUUAAGCUCUUCUGCACAGCUUAAUUUGGAAGGCCUUCAAAGUCAGAUCAACAUUCUUCAGGCCCAGUUGUUAAAUGCCCAACGAGCGUUGUCGAUUGCCACAAACGCUAAUUCGACGCCGAGUUCUUCAGCCGCCAUGCCACAGCCAUCCAAUAUGGCGCCGCCAGUAACGGGUACCAGCGAAGUCAACGUUGACAAUUCUGCCUCAGCCAACGUUGACUGCACUGAACGUCGUACGCCAUUUUCUUCGGUAAGCUGCAAUGAAAAUAAUUUUUCGAAUUUGUGUGGAAGUCAACCGUUGCCGCCAAAUUUCCGAUUGUCUCAAAAUGGUGGUUCGUUAUUGAUGCAUCGAAAAAUUUAUGAUUUACCGGAUUUUAGUGGCUCGCCUGAAGAUUGGCCCAUGUUCUCAACGGCUUUUAAUCAAUCGACUGCUGUUUAUAAUUAUAAUAAUUUUGAAAAUUGUUUAAGGCUCCAAAAAGCUUUGAAGGGUGAUGCCCGUGAAUGUGUGAAGUCGUUGCUGAUCCAUGCAGAUAACGUGAGUAUGGUUAUGGAACAAUUGUGUUUUCAAUAUGGUCGCCCAGAGAUGCUUAUUCGUUGCCAGCUACAACAAGUGAAAGAAAUUUCGCCCAUUAGUGAAAGUGCUGUGGAUAAGCUUGUGCCCUUUGCUGUUAAAGUGCGGAAUCUUGCCGCCUUUUUGGAAACUGCUAAUGGACAACAGCAUUUAGCUAAUCCAACAUUAAUGGAAGAAUUGGUCGGAAAGCUUCCAAUGAGUAAACGAAUGGAGUGGGCCCGCUGUGCCUCAACAAUAAAACCAUACCCAACUAUUUUGGAUUUUAGCAAAUGGCUCAAAGAUGUUGCUGAUUUGGUAAGAAUGGUGCAAACUACAAGUGGAAAUCGUCAAAAUAAUGAACCCAAAAGAAAAGUUGUCCUUCAUGCUGCUGAUGGUCAACGUAAACAACAAGAAUGCCCUAUGUGCCAGGCAAAUCAUAAAAUAUUUGAUUGUAGAAAAUUUGGUUCAUUAAGUGUGCCUAAUCGUUGGAGUGAAGUGAAAAAAAUGAGGUUAUGUUUUUCGUGUCUGGGUAGUGGACAUUCGAGUAGAUUUUGCCGUUAUCGAAAGACGUGUCCCGUGGAUGGUUGUCUAAGAAAACAUAACAAAUUAUUACAUGAUGUCAAAAUUAAUGAUGGUGGAAAUAAUACGCUUUCGUCUGAGUCGCCUGCUCCAAGUGGUUCCACAAAUGAAAAUGAGUCUGUUCUUAGCUGUGUGUCUAAAGCUGCAGAUAAAGGUGUGUUGUUGUUCCGAGUGGUGCCAAUUGUGCUUUAUGGUCCCAGUAACAAAAUUGAAACCUAUGCGUUGUUGGAUGAAGGUUCAUCGGUUACUAUGGUGGACAGCUCCUUGGUGAAGAAACUUGGUCUUCAGGGGCAUCAAAGUCAAUUGAAUUUGAAUUGGUAUGCUGGUAAGGCAUCACAAGAAACGGCAACAGUGGUUGAUAUGCACAUAAGUGGAAUUGGUAAGCAGAGAAAAUAUGCCUUGCGAAACGUUUAUGGAGUUUCAAAUUUAAAAUUGCCGGCCCAAAGCUUCAAUAUGGAUUUAAGUCGCCAUCCUGGUUUGCCCAUUAAAUUAUAUAAUGAUGUUGUUCCCAAAGUUCUGAUUGGAUUAGAUCAUUCUCAUCUGGGACUUCCUGAUGAAAUUGUGUCUCUGGAUGAAAAUGGUCCAUAUGCUGCUAACACCCCAUUAGGAUGGGUCGUAUUUGGGAAAAUGAUGGGUAAGCAAUCUAGCGAAAAUUUGUGUCUUUUGUCAGUUCAGCCAGAGCAAAGACUCUAUGACUUAGUGGCAAAUUAUUUUGAAACGGAGAAUUUUGGUGUGAAGUUAUUGCCGGUCAUAGAAUCAAAGGAUGACUUACGGGCUCGGAAAAUUAUGAACGAAACUACAGUUAAGAUUGAUGGUAGAUUCCAAACUCGGCUCUUGUGGCGUGAAGAUGAUGUUGUAUUGCCUGAUAGCUACUCCAUGGCUCUAAAUAGACUUGUUGGUAUUGAGCGAAAGAUGAAUAGAAGUCCUGAAUUUGGUGCUGCCUACAAAUCCAUCAUGAGGGAUUAUUUGUCCAAGAGGUAUGUACGUAAAUUGUCGCCUAUUGAAGCUGCUGAUUUGUGCCCCAGGACUUGGUAUCUUCCGCAUUUUGGAGUGAUUAAUCCUAAUAAGCCAGGAAAAAUUCGUUUAGUGUUUGAUGCUGCCGCAACUGUUGAAGGUGUUUCCCUGAAUUCUAAACUGCUAAAAGGCCCGCAGCAAUAUAAGCCUCUGCCAUCCGUUUUAUUUAAUUUUCGAGUUGGUGCUGUAGCAGUGUGUGGGGACAUCAAAGAAAUGUUUCACCAAGUUAUUGUAGCUCCUGAAGAUAGAUGCUCUCAAAGAUUUCUUUGGCGUGAAGACACUAGAGAACCACCUGAUUCUUAUGAAAUGCUAGUCAUGACUUUUGGUGCUGCUUGCUCGCCUUGUGUAGCCCAUUAUGUCAAAGAAACAAAUGCCCUAAGCUAUCGUGAUAAAUAUCCUCGUGCAGUGAAGUCGAUUGUUGAUCAUCAUUAUGUAGAUGAUUUUGUGGAUAGUUUUCCGACGCAAGCAAGGGCCAUUGAGAUUGCCAAACAAGUGCGCGACAUUCAUAAAUCAGCUGGGUUUGAACUACGUAAUUUUUCAUCGAACUCUUCUAAAGUAAUUGUGGCUCUUAAAGGUACAGUGGAAAGUCCGGUGAAUUUUUCCAGCGAUGUCAACCAGCUACAAUCAGAGAAGAUACUUGGUAUGUAUUGGCAACCUAAAGAUGAUACUUUCAGGUUCAAUUUGAAGUUCCACAACGUGAAUGCUGAUGUUAUAGAAGGUAUAAGGUGUCCAACAAAACGCGAGCUUUUAAGUGUGGUUAUGUCCGUUUUUGAUCCACUUGGUUUCCUGAGCUACUACAUGAUAACGGCAAAGUUACUGAUGCGUGAAGUUUGGAGACACAAUAUACGAUGGGAUGAUGCAUUGCCCGGAGAAUUAAACGAGAUGUGGAAUAAUUGGCGCCAAGAGCUACAAAAUGUCAUCCAUGUUAAAGUGCCUCGAUUUUAUUUUAGAAAUGGUGUUCCUUCUCGCCUGGAACUACAUGUUUUUGUCGACGCUAGUGAAGAUGCAUUUGGUGCCGUGUCAUACUGGAGGUCUAUAAAUGCUGAUAAUAAAAUUGAAGUGACUUUUGUAGCUGCAAAAACUAGAUGUGCUCCUCUGAAAGCAAUGAGUAUUCCUCGGCUCGAACUUCAGGCUGCUGUAUUGGGUACUCGUUUGAUGGGUACAAUUUUGAAGGAACAUUCCAUUAAGGUAUCAAGAAUCGUUUGCUGGAGUGAUUCAACCACCGUAGUUAGUUGGAUUGGAUCUGAAAGCCGAAGAUAUAAACCCUUUGUUGCCCAUAGAAUUACUGAGAUUCUUGAUUCUACUAGCCCAGCAGAUUGGAGAUGGCUACCAACAAAUCUUAAUGUUGCCGAUGAAACUACAAGAAUGAAAAGCCAGGUUAAUUUUUCAGAUGAUUGCCGCUGGUUUACGGGACCUAAAUUUCUAUACGAAUAUGAAGAUGAAUGGCCAAAAACGCAAGAAAUACCUACUUGUAGCCUAGACACUGAAGAACUUCGUCCCAAAUUUGCUUUGCUGGUAAAUACCCCUGUUGUUUUUGAAUUCGAUAGAUUUUCAUCAUAUUUGAAAUUAAAACGUACGAUUGCCUGGGUGUUACGUUUUAUAAAUCGUUGCCAAAAGAAGAUUGGUCCUGAAGAAGGAAAUGGUUUAACUACUGCAGAGUUAAAAAGUGCUGACAUUUGUCUUUGCCGUCAAGCCCAACGAGAAAAAUUUAGCGCUGAAAUUGAAAUUAUUAAAAAUGAAGGUACUUUGCCCAAAAGUAGUGAGUUGUAUGCCCUGACUCCAUAUAUGGAUGAAAAUUCAUUACUUCGAGUUUAUGGUCGUGUGGAUGCAGCUAGUUGGUUACCAUUGGAUAUAAGGCGUCCGAUUAUAUUACCGUCGUUUCAUCCUGUCACCGAGUUGUUUGUGGCCCAUGUACACGAAAAAAUGAAACAUCAAAAUUUUGAAGCUACAGUUUGUGAAAUUCGAAGAUCAUUUUGGAUUCCCCGCCUUAGAAAAAUUUUACGUAAGCGUGUUUCUAAUUGUUUUAUUUGCAGAUUUCGUCGUACAUUGCCGGUGCCACCACUUAUGGGUUCUUUGCCAAAAGACAGAUUGACGCCAUAUAUUCGUCCAUUUUCCUACACUGGAUUGGACUAUUUUGGUCCAGUUAUUGUAACCGUUGGUCGUCGCCAUGAAAAACGUUGGGUGGCCUUAUUUACUUGCCUGACCAUAAGGGCCAUUCAUUUGGAAGUCGCUUUCGAUUUGUCAACCGAUGCGUGUAUUCUUGCCAUACGCAAUUUUAUAAAUCGACGUGGCCUGCCUACAAGACUGAGGAGCGAUAAUGGUACAAAUUUUGUUGGUGCUGAUAAAGUUGCCAAGAGGUUCAGUGAAGUAUUUGAUGUGGCUCAAAUUCAAGAUGAACUUACAUCUAAAGGUAUAGAUUGGCAGUUUAAUUGUCCACAUAAUCCUGCAGAAGGUGGUAUAUGGGAACGGAUGGUCCAAUGUGUAAAGCGUGUGUUGCAGUCAACUUUGAAAGAAUCCGCCCCUCGUGAACACACACUGCAAAGUUUCCUGAUUGAAGCGGAAAAUAUUGUGAAUUCCCGUCCGUUGACACACUUGCCGUUGAGCCACGAAGAUGAAGAACCACUAACGCCUAAUCAUUUUUUGUUGGGUUGCCCUAAUACAACACAAACUCCUGCCGGAGCAAAAGACGAACAGCCUGUUGUAGUAAAAAAGCAGUGGCGCAUUUCCCGUCAGCUACGUGAUCAUUUCUGGAACAGGUGGAUAAAAGAAUAUUUGCCCACGUUGACUAGACGCUCCAAAUGGUGUCAACGUACGAAGCCUAUUGCUAUUGGUGAUUUGGUUCUAAUUUGCGAUCCAGCCGUGUCCCGUAGAGAUUGGAAGCGAGGCAGAGUGGAAGAGGUGUUUAUAGGUAGAGAUGGUGUUAUUCGUCGUGCUGAUGUACGUACUAGUACAGGAAUACUAAAGCGACCUGUUUCCAAGCUUGCUGUCCUUGAUUUGGAGUAG